Messenger RNA from Setaria italica (foxtail millet), 1419 nucleotides. RefSeq lists its product as uncharacterized. Bases 1 to 1419 code for a protein of 472 amino acids. Lineage: Eukaryota; Viridiplantae; Streptophyta; Magnoliopsida; Poales; Poaceae. The transcript is spliced from 3 exons. The record is from RefSeq and is a predicted model, not a curated record. Gene Ontology annotation, molecular function: nucleic acid binding; zinc ion binding.
AUGAAGAGAGAAAUGAGGGCAAGAUUUGUCCCCAAACAUUAUCGUCGUGAUCUUUUUGACAAGCUACAGAAUCUGAAGCAAGGAAGCCUUAGUGUUGAUGAGUAUUAUAAAGAAAUGGAGAAGGCAAUGAUUAGAGCCAAUGUAUAUGAAGAUGAAGAGCAAUCAAUUGCACGUUUUAUGUCAGGACUGCAUCGUAAUAUUCAGCGUAUUGUUGAACUUCAGCAAUACCGCAAUCUUAUUGAGUUGGUCCAUCAAGCAAGCAAAGCUGAACGACAAUUGCAGCAGGACAUGAAGCCCAAUAGAGGAGUAUCUUUCAGCUCGAGAAGUGCCCCAAGUGGAAGCAAAUUCACACCACGAGAGUUGGCUGCUCCAAAUGAGAGGAACAAAUCAGCAGACUCAUCAUCUACUUCAGUGGGUUCUUCCACCAAGAGUAGUGGGAUUCAAUGCUUCAAGUGUGGUGGUUGUGGUCAUGUUAUAAAGGAGUGUCCAAAUAAUCAGACCAUUAUUGUAAAUGACCAAGGAGAGUAUGAAUCUGCUAGUGAUAAAGAACUGAAAAGGUUGAAGAGGAAGCGGCACAAUCUUUUCCAAACCAGAGCCAAGGUUGAAGACAAGGUGUGUAAAGUAAUCAUUGAUGGUGGAAGCUGCCACAAUCUUGCUAGCAAGGAAAUGGUUGACAAGCUUGGUUUAAAGCUGCUGAAACAUCCUCAUCCUUAUCAUGUGCAAUGGUUAAAUAAUUCAGGUUCAAUUAAGAUUGCAUAUAGAGUGAAAAUUCCUUUCAAGAUUGGUGAAUACAUUGACAUUGUGGAGUGUGAUGUGGCACCCAUGACAGUGUGUCAUAUGCUGCUAGGAAGACCAUGGAAAUAUGAUCGGUCCUCUCUACAUUGUGGUCGGACCAAUCAAUACACCAUCAAGUGGAAGGGCAAGGAGUUGAUUCGUAAACCCAUGACACCGCAGCAAAUCCUCACUGAGCACUUACAAAAGAACUCCAAUGUGAGGAAUGAGAGUGGAAAAGAAGGAGAGAAAAAGAAUUCGAGUGCCCUCCACAAAUUGGUGAGUGAGAGCCACAAGCUAAACAUGAGAGAAAACAAGAAACAAGAGGGAGAGAAUUUAGUGAUGAUGACCACCAAAUCUGAAAUGAGAGAUGUGAGGAAAAACCCAGACCAAGUAUUGAUCAUACUUGUGUGCAAGGACACAUUGCUUUCAGCUAACGACUUAACAUCUGUCCCUAGUGUUGUUGCACGUGUGUUACAGGAAUAUGAAGAUGUUUUUCUAGAGGAGGCACCUGCUGGACUUCCUCCCUUGCGUGGCAUUGAACAUCAAAUUGAUCUCGUCCCUGGAGCUGCACUUCCAAACCGUCCAGCAUACCACACCAACCUUGAAGAAACAAAGGAAAUUCAAAGGCAAGUACAAGACUUUUAG